Molecule: messenger RNA, 2046 nt
Organism: Eucalyptus grandis
Lineage: Eukaryota; Viridiplantae; Streptophyta; Magnoliopsida; Myrtales; Myrtaceae
Product: TMV resistance protein N-like
Exons: 3
Coding region: 696-1454 (252 amino acids)
Biological process (GO): signal transduction; defense response
Molecular function (GO): ADP binding
Source: RefSeq, a predicted model, not a curated record
GUCUCGCCUCCUGCUUUCCUUUCUUCCUCUUUACCAUUACCGGCUCGAGUACGCUUCCCAGCUGAAACCCUAGCAGCCGAACGGAGCCAUCUUCUUCCUGGUUGACAGGCAAACCACUGUACUCACCCCCUUCUUCCAUCACCUCAAAACUAUCCACAACAGUCGAGUCUCACAGAGAGAGAGAGAGAGAGAGAGAGAGCUGCGAUGGGAAAUUAUUACUCAAAGCAACGGCCCAAGCGUCCUAGAGACACCGAUGCUUCGAGUCCGACCCCUUCGAAGAAACAAAGACACGGAAAAUCGGUUGAAUUACAGGCGGGGAGUGCGAGAGCGAAUCGCCUCUUCUUCUUCCCUCUUCGGACUCUUUGAAGAAGAUCGAUGUGCCGUCGGCGUCCGGAGCGAAUUCUGACCUAUCCGCUUCAUCCACCUCUGUGAAUGGAAACAAUUACUAUGUAUUCUUGAGCUUUAGAGGGCCUGAUACUCGCAAAGGCUUCGUCGAUCACCUCUACCAAAGACUCAAAGCUGUGGGCCUGAGGUGCCAUCCAAACUUCGUGUUCAGAGAUGAUGAGGACCUCCCCUUUGGCGAGAAAAUUGGUGAAAAUCUCAUCAGUGCAAUCGAGCACUCUAAGGUUUCAAUCCCAGUCAUCUCGGAAAAUUAUGCUGCUAGCGAAUGGUGCCUCCGUGAGCUCAUUCAGAUAAUGGAGUGCGAGGAAAGAGGAGAGCAAAAAGUCUUGCCCGUGCUUUACAAGGUGAAACCCUAUGAGGUGCGAGAACUAAAGGGGGCCUUUGGAGAGGCCUUCGAAUCCCAAAAGGAUCGUUUUGAGGAGGAUGUCAAGCAACAGGGGCUGCUAGCUCUCAAAAAAGCAGUUGAUCUUAGAGUAUUUGAAUCAGAGAAAUUUGCUGAUGGGCGUGAAGGGGAAUUGGUAAAUGAACUCGUAGAAAUAAUAUUGCGUGAGCAGCAACAUGAUUUUCAACCACAUCUUCCUGUAAACUUGGUUGCAAUCGAGGAUCAUGUGGCUGAGGUUAUGGCAUUGGUGGAUCUUGCUUGCCCGGCCACUCGAAUUAUUGGGAUUUGGGGGAUGGGCGGCAUCGGUAAGACAACUCUGGCUACGAUCAUCUAUAAAAAGCUUUUUGACAAUUUUGAAUGCCGCAGCUAUCUCAAGGAUAUUAGAGAAACAAUUAAUCACGAGGGUAUCAAGCAUGUCCAAUCUUUACUGCUCUCAGAUAUAAGGAAAUGUCAUAAAAGUACAGUGCGUGAUCCCGAGAUGGGGAUUAAUAUGAUCCGCUUAAGUUGUGAAGAAAAGAAGGUUCUUAUUCUUCUUGACGAUGUGGAUCAUCCAAACCACCUCGAUAAUUUGAUUGGGGGUUGUAAAUUCUCGUUAGGAAGUUGGAUCAUUUUCACAUCUCGACAUAAGGCCAUUAAUUGUCAAGAUGGGGCCCUGUUGAAGUCUACAUAGUGGUAUGAACUCCAAAAAAUGGAUUUUGAAAACUCUUUGCUUCUGUUUAGCAUACAUGCCUUUGAAAAGAAACCACCUCCAAAACAACUAGCGACCGUUUCUCGUGAUAUUGUCGCCAUCAUAGGAGGGCUUCCCUUAGCUCUCACGGUUAUAGGUUCAUGCCUCAAAGGAGAAGAAGAUCAAAGAAUAUGGGGAGAGAUGCUAGAGAAAUUGAGGGACGUGCCUGAUGAGAAGGUACAACAACAAUUGAGGAUAAGCUAUGAUUUAUUAGAAGGUGAUGGUAAAAAAAUGUUUCUAGACAUAGCAUGUUUUUUCAUCGGAAUUGACGAAAGAAUUGCCCCCUACCUAUGGGAUCACAAAUUAUGUCCAAGAACCGGAUUGAAAAAGCUGAUUGACCGCUCGUUAAUAUAUGUUGAUCAUAACAAAGAGUUGCUGAUGCAUGAUGAAUUAAGAGAUUUAGGCAGAGCUAUCGCCCGUCCAGCAGAUAAGAAGCCUUGGGAUUGUAGCAGACUAUGGAAGGAGGAAGACAUGACAGUUCUAAGCCGCAAGGAGGAAAAUGAAAAUAUUGAGGCAAUAUGUUUGGACAAAAGGG